UGUAGAAUCAAGUGAUCCACGCAGACCUGAGCAGGCCGCGCGAUAGGAUUGAGCGGCGCACGCGUUGCACCAUCUUAGCUCUGCACAGGGCAGAGCUUGUUUGAAGGAAAAAUGUUCACCGACGGCCUAGCCCUCCUUGACCACGAGCGAGCAGCAGCAAAAUUGCCAAAGCAGUUGCCUAAGGAUCCUAUAGGCGAGGCAGCUGGGAGACAGUGCAACUUCUACAAUGGAGUGCGAGUUGAUUUCCCAAAGUGGUCCAGCGAGAGCGACAACACCCGUGCUGCAGCACUGGUGCCGGCGUCCUUCCGGGAUCAGUACCCACUAGACGACGCCACUGUCUUCCUGGUGUGGCCAGAAGAGAAGUGGUACCCGCCGAAGACCUUGGCGCAGCGGAACGCUUUUUGGCGACUCUGGUCGCACUACUGCCUCACGCAAAACCACAAGGAUUGGCUCCUUGACAUUCGUACGGUGACGACCACCAAGCAGGUGCAGGAUAUUCAAAACGCACACCCCGACAUCAAGUUCAGCGACGUGCUGGACUUCGCCGACUACCUUGUCCAGCAUGGGUACAAGGACGUGAAGGCAUGCGUCUCCCUCGUGUGCCAGAGGCUCCGCAGCCUGCACGGUUUGGAGCGCAAGCAGCCUAUCCAGAGUGAAAAUCUAUAUGAAUACAGAGGGAGAGGUAGGCUGCGAUCUUCAUCUUGCAUCCAGGUGGUGCGCCUCUGUUUUAUGUCCCACCCCCGCUGAGCCAUCUUCGCAUGAACCUGCAUGAGUUUGUAUAUUUCCUCUUUCGUUUCCAUCCUGUGCCCAGGCUCAGGUGUAGUAGUGCAAAAGUUGUCAAUGUCACCUCUCCCUUUGCCUUCACCUCCGGUUUUUCACCCUUUCAUACAGCCGUGGAGGCAGCAGUGCCAAUCGCAAACGUACGAAACGCUUAAGAGGAUGCAGCGGCAGUACACACGCACCCGAGCCUGCCCGCCCUCCUUUCCCGAAACUGCAAAACUAUCCGUGAGACACCAGAAGAUCUUCGUCAUGUGGUGGACGAGCGGCCUGAGGCCCAUCAGCUUCGAGAGCAUCUCCGGCCAAAAAGCCCUGCCGAGCAGCAAGAUCCCAGGCCAUGUGAUGGCGCAUGCGCGGGAUGUUAAAGUUGACGAGUCUCCGGGCGAACUCAAUAUGGUACUCCUACGCUUCUUCAACCUUUUUUGAUUCAGCCUCAGCGAUGAACUGGCUUUCUGGCCGGAUUCGCAACGUAGAUCAUUCUUUUAUUUCACUACCAUCAUGAUGCACACUGCAGGUGCACCUACCGGCGGGCAUCUUCUUUCCCGACGUACUACCAGCAUCCAGGAGUGACCUGGAGCACAUAGCAGCCACACUGAAAACCAAUCCGUAUGGAAUCCGCCGCGGCCUAGCGAUCGCAUUACGCCUGCGCUCCAUGAUGCUGGGCUAUUUACCGGGCGGCACACCCCAGCAGCGCGCCCAGUACGCAGCAUACAAGGAAAAGGUCAAUAGUUGGUUUCUCUGGUCGCCCAACUCCACCGAGUGGGAGCGCGACUAUUCCGUGGACGCGGAGCUCUAUCUCCGCCACCGCUUCGACCUUCACCCAGCUACCCAAGCGCAUUUUACAGUAGAAGAUCACGACAUCCACCAGAGACACUACAAGCCGAUCCAUCGUCCCCUCCAGAACGAGUCGGAAGCCCGCAUGGUCUCGCAGACGCAUGCUGCUUCCGGCACGGAUGUUGUGUCCUUCUUCAGUUUGUACAAUGCUAGCGGUAGCGAAGUUUCACACUAA
Molecule: messenger RNA, 1786 nt
Organism: Amoebophrya sp. A120
Lineage: Eukaryota; Dinophyceae; Syndiniales; Amoebophryaceae
Source: the annotation of a GenBank genome assembly